This is a messenger RNA of Mauremys reevesii (Reeves's turtle), 2671 nucleotides long. Its product is annotated as keratin, type II cytoskeletal cochleal-like. NCBI's taxonomy places the organism in Eukaryota, Metazoa, Chordata, Testudines, Geoemydidae. The record is from RefSeq and is a predicted model, not a curated record. Gene Ontology annotation, cellular component: keratin filament. The transcript has 10 exons. Gene Ontology annotation, molecular function: structural constituent of skin epidermis. Bases 1 to 1626 code for a protein of 541 amino acids. Gene Ontology annotation, biological process: keratinization; intermediate filament organization.
AUGGCUCAGAAAACCAUCAGCAUUAGGUCAGGUGGAGCCACUAGGAAUUUUAGUGCCUCCUCCGCCGUUAUCCCAGGUAGCCGAACCAGCUUCAGCUCCAUCUCUGUUUCCCGGGGAGGUGGCGGAGGUCUGGGAAGGGUCAGUGGCGGUGGUUUUGGCAGCAGGAGCUUCCAUGGGCUAGGUGGAAGCAAAAGAAUUUCUGUUAGCGGAGGCUAUCGCGCUGUUAGAUCUGGAUAUGGUUAUGGGUUAGGUUACAGUGGGGCUGGGUAUAGGAUUGGUGGAGCUGGAUAUGGGUUCGGUGGUGGAUUUGCACCCGGCGCUGGUGGCAUCCAUGAAGUCACUGUCAACCAGAACCUCCUGGCGCCCCUCAACCUGGAGAUCGACCCCACCAUCCAGAAGGUGCGAAAGGAGGAGAAGGAGCAGAUCAAAACCCUCAACAAUAAAUUUGCUUCCUUCAUCGACAAGGUCCGGUUCCUGGAGCAGCAGAAUAAGGUGCUGGAGACCAAAUGGUGCCUGUUGCAAGAGCAAAAAACCGCGAAAAGUAAUAUUCAACCCAUGUUUGAGGCUUACAUCAAUAACUUGAGGAGGCAGCUAGAAUCUCUUGGAAGUGAAAGACUUCGGCUGGAUGGAGAGCUGAAGAACAUGCAGGACACCGUAGAAGAUUUCAGGAUCAGGUACGAAGAUGAGGUCAACAAGCGCACGGCUGCAGAGAAUGAGUUUGUGGUGCUCAAGAAGGAUGUGGACAUUGCCUACAUGAACAAAGUGGAGCUGGAGGCUAAAGUGGAUGCCCUGACUGACGAGAUCAACUUCCUGAGAGCUCUCUAUGAAGCAGAAUUAGCUCAUUUGCAGUCGCAAAUCUCUGACACGUCUGUCGUCCUUUCAAUGGACAACAGCCGAAAUCUGGACCUGGAUGGCAUCAUCGCAGAUGUCAAAGCGCAGUACGAGGAUAUCGCUAACAGGAGCCGAGCUGAGGCGGAGUCUUGGUACCAAACCAAGUAUGAGGAGCUGCAGCUGACUGCUGGCAGACAUGGGGACGACCUGCGGAACACCAAGAUCGAGAUCUCCGAGAUGAACCGCAUGAUUCAGAGGCUCCACUCUGAAAUUGACAAUGUGAAGAAGCAGUGCGCCAGUCUGCAGACAGCCAUUGCCGAUGCUGAGCAGCGCGGCGAACUGGCCCUUAAAGAUGCCCAGGCAAAACUAGCUGAGCUGGAGGAAGCCCUGCAGAAGUCUAAGGCAGACAUGGCGCGCCAGCUGCGGGAGUACCAGGAGCUGAUGAACGUCAAGCUGGCCCUGGAUAUCGAGAUCGCCACCUACAGGAAGCUGCUGGAAGGAGAGGAGAACAGGCUAGCUGGAGAAGGUGUUGGUGCAGUGAACAUCUGUCUGAUUUCAACGGGAUUUACUGUGGUCACCUCGGCCGGUGGAAGUAGCUACGGCACUGGGGGUGGGCUGGGCCUGGGGGUCGGGCUGGGGAAUGCGGCCGGACUCGGCUAUGGCAUUGGAGGAAGCAGCUUCAGCGCCAGCAGCGGGAGAGGUCUGGUGGGAGGAUUCAGCGCUGGAGGGGGAAGCAGCUCCAGCAUGAAGAUCGUCUCGAAAACCACGUCCACCAAAAAAAGCAUCCGCAGCUAAAGUGCCAAGCAAGCCCCCAGUUCACCCCAGCCUGAAGAGAAGAAAUAUGACACUGCCUUCUCAUGGCAGCACAGCCCAAACCAUCUCCAAGGCACAGGCUUGCAGGGGAGGAAAAGAUCCCAUUAAAUACCAUUUAAGAGCUGCAUGAGUCACAUUCUCGUUAGCUGAGACAUUAUUGGCUUUCGGAGGAUGAGCCCUUUCUCCACUCCGCUUAACUCACAGGCGUAGCGCAUCAAACCCCAGCCUUAACAGCUUCAUGCAAAUUCGGAAUGAAUAAUCAGCCCUGCUGGUUAACAAGUUCCAGGGCGGCAGAACUUGGCUCAUUGAAAUUAACAGAUUUUGAUCCUAUUCCUGCUCCUGCUUGGAUCAGUGUAAAUCCGGAGUAACACCAAAUCCAGAUUUACACCAGUGUAACUGAGAGCUGAAACUGGCCCUAUGCCUGGCUACGUGUAAAUGUCUUUUCUCUAAAUAAACAUCAGGCUUGCCUAGUGAGUCAUGUUUCCAUCUUUGUGCUCCAUAUUAGUCAACCUACUCUCUCUCCCCCUAGUGCUUGGGAGGUGCAAUAUCUCUCACUGGUGGGUUUGGCGAACAGGCGUGUUACAUCCAAUCAGAGGCAGUCUUAAUAUUUCUGAGUUCAUCUUGCUUCUCCAUAUCCCCUUUCUCUCUCUCGGGUAUUUCUCUGACACUGCCCGCAUCAUAUAAUAUAGUCUUCGUUUUCACUGGUUCGUCUUCUAUACUUGACCAUCGCUUGCUUAAUAGUCAGCGGAUUCGCUACUCAGUCCUCGCAACUCACGUCUAUAUCCAAUGAGACAUUAGCACCAAGCUAGCCACAGGUUUCUAGAUCCUGUGCAAACCUCACAAUUGAAUCAAGCUCCUCUCUGUCAGCCAGGAGAGCAUGAACGAUGAAGUAGAGAUGACACAAGAUCUAUGGUUUAUAUGUGCACAGUAACAAAUAGGCAGACACGAAAGGGUGAACGUUAUGCUUUGGUGACCUUUACGAGCUGUAUCACAUCUAAACAAUGCCUGUAUCUCAUUGCCUGUGUUC